Molecule: messenger RNA, 642 nt
Organism: Python bivittatus (Burmese python)
Lineage: Eukaryota; Metazoa; Chordata; Lepidosauria; Squamata; Pythonidae
Product: olfactory receptor 10AG1-like
Biological process (GO): G protein-coupled receptor signaling pathway
Cellular component (GO): membrane
Molecular function (GO): G protein-coupled receptor activity; olfactory receptor activity
Source: RefSeq, a predicted model, not a curated record
AUGAAAAAAGACAACCAGACCUGCUUGACAGAGAUUGUUCUGUUGGGCUUCUCAGAUUUCCAGUCUAUGCAGAAAUUUCUGCUUUGCCUGGUUCUAAUAUUCUACUUUUUGGCCUUGAUGGGCAACAGCCUGAUUUUUAUCCUUACUAUUGUCAGUCCCACCCUUCACACUCCAAUGUACUUCUUCCUCUGGAACUUGUCCUUUUUGGAAAUUGGCUACACCUCCACUAUCAGCCCAAAGUUACUGGUGAAUUUGUUAUCAGAGAAGCAGACUAUAUCCUUUUGGGGCUGUGGAACUCAAUUAUGUUGUUUCCUUCUCUUUGGUACCACCGAGUGUUGUCUUCUUUGUGUCAUGGCGUAUGAUCGCUACGUUGCCAUUUGCAAACCCUUUCAAUACCCAUAUAUCAUGAACUAUAGGGAAUGUGCUCACUUUGUUGCUGCUUCAUGGGCCAUCGGGAUUUUGGUGGGUGUGGGGCAAUCUAUUUCAAUUUUCACCCUUCCCUUCUGUGGAUCAAAUAGAAUCAGCCAUUUCCUCUGUGAUCUUAUGCCUGUUCUGAGACUGGCUUCCACCAAUACCUACAAAAAUGAAGUGGCCAUUGCCACACUAACCGUGGUAUUUGUCCUAGUACCCCUUUUGCUCAUC